This is a messenger RNA of Bactrocera oleae (olive fruit fly), 5429 nucleotides long. The record is from RefSeq and is a predicted model, not a curated record. NCBI's taxonomy places the organism in Eukaryota, Metazoa, Arthropoda, Insecta, Diptera, Tephritidae.
GUUGCUAUUUUCAUUUGGGUCUCCAACAGUUGCGGCGAGUCUUGUUCGAAGCGUGUACGUGUGCAGUCUGAAAGUGCGGCCGGUCGGUCAAUUCUUGGAUUUAUUUAUUUGUUAAUAUUUUAGCCACUCAGUCGAAUUGUGUGUGAAAUCGAAAGAGUUUUCGAAAACAAGUUGUGAGUAAAAACAAAGCAAAAAAAAAAAAAAAAUUGUAUGAAAAUAAAAAUUUGGUAAUAAAUUUGCUGCAAUAAAAUAUCAAUUUACAAAGAAAUAGCGAAAUGUCAAGUGCAAAGAAAUUGCAUGCAAAAAAUGCCAAUGCGAAAGUUUAUUGAAGUGUAAAACAAAUUGAAAGCUGAUAAAAUCAAGUGCUAAGCAAAGUGAGUUGUUAGCGCCAACAAAGAAUGUGAGUUGCCCCGUGCGCGCUAAUAUCUUACGCACCCGCCUCCGUCCAUCUUUGCCUCCCUGUGCCUGUCAGUACUUUCUACGCGUGAAUAAGCAAAUCGAAUGUGACAUUUUGGCGACCGAAAACGUUACUGUUACGGAGUAGCUACUGAACUAUAAAAAAAUUGUGCCCAAAUUAAAUAAUUUAAUGUUGAAAAAAUUGUGAAAAAGUAGUUUAGUGCGCAUUGUAACCAAGGAAGCGAAAGAAUACAAGAUCUUUCUGUGCGUCGUCUAGAUACGCGAUUGCGGUUUUGCGAAUAUAUAUUAUUGUUUGUUUAUAAGCUAGAUAGCAGCAGACCAGUGGCAAUUGAAAUUUUGUGAACUUGUUCUUGUAGUAGUUCAUUUGUGAAACACUUUCGUUUUAGCGCAUUCCCGUAAGCGCUAACAAAAUAUUGGCUACACAGGAACAUGCAGAAAUUUAUACAUACAUAUAAUCUAAGAACAAAAGUUUACACACAUAACUAUCAUCACCUUUACAUACUUGUGAAUAAUUAAUUAAAAAACCAUGUGAAAAGCAAAUACAAAAAUUCUUGAAAUAAAUGUGUUUUUAUUGAAAAAAAAACCGGUGCUACCUAACCACAUAAUACCAACCGCAUUACAAGACCACAAAACAAAAAAAAAAAAUAACGAUUUUUUUUUAAUAUUUUAAAAUUUGUGAAAAAGUAAAAACAACUUAAACAGUUAUCAAUACAAGCCUACAGCAAUGGGUUUCUCAUCGGCCCUGCAGGGCCGUGCCGCGCACGAGGCAUUAAUCGUGCGCCAAGAUGCCGAACUACGACUUAUGGAGACCAUGAAACGAUCCAUACAAUUGAAAGCCAAAUGCGAUCGGGAAUAUGCGAUCGGUUUGGCUGCGGUUGCACAACAGGGUAUGAAAACUGAUCGCGCCGAUGAAAUGCAAGGCAGCCUCAUAACGAAAGCCUGGCGCUCCUAUAUGGAUGAAUUGGAUCAUCAAGCUAAACAAUUCAAAAGCAAUGCAGAACUACUUGAAGUUGUCUGCGAAAAGCUGACACAUUUAUCACAAGAUAAACGUAAAGCACGCAAAGCUUAUCAAGAGGAGCAUGCCAAGAUUGCAGCGCGCCUCAAUCAUCUCACAGACGAAGUUGUACGUAAGAAAGCCGAAUAUCAGAAACAUCUGGAGGGAUAUAAGGCACUGCGGACGCGCUUUGAGGAACACUACAUAAAAUCCGGUCGUGGUGGUCGAAAGUUGGAUGAUGUACGCGAUAAAUAUCAGAAAGCCUGCCGCAAACUACAUCUCACCCACAACGAAUAUGUACUCUCCAUCACCGAAGCCGUCGAGGUGGAGAAAGAUUUCCGUACAGUAUUGCUACCCGGUCUGUUGGAGCACCAACAAUCUGUGCAAGAGAGUUUCAUACUACUGUGGAAGAAUAUACUGCAAGAGACCAGCCAGCAUGGAGAUCUCACAUCUGACAAAUUCAAGGAAAUACAGAAACGCAUCGACAAUGUGAUAAACAGCAUAAAUCCCAGUGAGGAAUAUCGGGAAUUCACCGAGAAACACAAAACCUCCCCCACCACACCUUUAGUAUUCCAAUUCGAUGACGCACUUAUCGAGGAUAUACCCGGCAAAUUGCAAUCGAAUACGCUCACCGUUGAUAAUCUCACAGUCGACUGGCUGCGCUCACGACUCAUUGAUUUGGAAAUGUCUGUGAAGGAAUGCCAGGAGAAACAGCUGAAAAUGAUCGAGCAUGCGAAUGGCGGUUCACCGAUAGCGAAUGGAAGCAUAACGCGCAAUGGCAGCACCGCCAGCAAUGGCAUACAAUCGCCCAAAGACAGUCAGAACAGACAAUCCAAGGACCUCAAUGCAUUGCGCUGUCAAGAGAAGCAAAAACAAAAGUUGGUGGAUAUGAUUAAGUGCGCUUUGAAUGAGAUUGGCUGCGAGGAGUUGCCAUCUGGCUGUGAUGAUCAUUUGGAACAGAAUUUCAUAGAGAAUAGCUUUAACAAUGAUCAACAGCAGAACUCGGCAACUUCGACCAAUUCCACAGGCGUAAGUAUUAUCAACGAGUUACGACGACGCGGUGGCGUGCUCACACUACUACGUGGUAGACCGUUCAAACGCAAAUCGACACCGCAGCCGACCACGCCCACCGUCAACCGUAUGCGCACGCAACGCUUCAACAAGCUACAACCUCGUUCCCAAAGUCUCGGAUCGUUGUCGGUAAAUACCAGUCCUGCGAAAUAUGAGCCCAUUACUAACCCCUUGCGCAUGGCUACAAGCCUCGAAGCUAACACUAGCUAUGGUCUGCAUGACAUCGAUCCCGAUUCAGUGAUCAUGUUUGAUCGUAGUGCCACUAAUGCAAAAAUGUUUCCCAAGUUGCGACGCACGCAACUCUCAAUGUUGUGUUUAAAUGAAGAAGAGACGCCAACCGCUUUUGUUAUAUCCAUUGAUACUAACCCAAAUGAGCCAGAGUUAGACGAUCACACGAACAACAAUAAUAAUAGUAUUAAUAUAUAUGCCGAUUUGUUAGGGGGUUGUGAAUCAUUGGGGGGUGACUGUGAUAGUGUAAGAAGUGGUGAGUUAGCUUUGCGACGACAAGAAAAUGUGAAAAUCGAAAUCAAUCGUGAAGACAGCACAAGACUAACGGUCGCGUGUGCACCUGAAUUGCGCACGGAAGUGGUGGAAAAGAAGGAUUUGGAUAUGGUUUCGGAGAGUAAUAGUAGUGGGACAAUAGUGGCAGGAACCACCGCCGUUUUAGAAACAAAAGUGACAGUGAAGAAUUCAAUUGAUGCGCAUUUGGAUAAAAUCGAUGAAUUGAAUCGCACACUGGAUGAUCGUCUGAAGCGUCAGUUGCCACAAGCUGCUACAACGCGCCCGCAAUUGAACUUUGAUGCCAUCGAGUCAGCUGAUGCCGCCGGAGUCACAACACGCACGAAAACCGCCGGAGACCAGGAGGCACAUUGCUCUUCCAAACGUUCAUCAAGCUCAAGCUCCGACUGCCGAACAUGUGCUACGCGUAAGGAGAAAGAUAGUGACGUUGGUAGUGGCGGCAAUACCAAGAAACGCUCUGUCUCAUUUUCACAAAAGUCCAUAAACGCGAUUAUGACCAAUUUCAAGGAGUUCACGAAGAAGAACGCCAUGCCGAAAGUGCCAAAGACAACCAUUACAUUGGUGGAAUACAAAGAGAACAGCGAUCAGUUUGAGUUGAUCGAUCCGGAGCUCGGCAAGUCAACGCAGAGCAAUGGUCGCGCCAAUGACGGCGCUGAUAAAACUGUCGUAGAAACGGAGAACGAAACGGAUACCAAGCCAAAGAGUAACGGCAGUGUGACCAAAGAAAAAACGACAUCUAACAACAAUAACAAGCACAAUGCUAGCACAACAGACAAUACAACGAGUACUACAACGCAAACACCGGUGUUAGCUGCCUCAGCUGAUAGCACCACUAAUCCGUCCAAAACCGAGCCAUUAGCCAUGACCGCUAAGCUACGCCUGAAAGUGCCAAAGAUACAAAAGAAGUCUAAAGCGCUGCGUCAAACGUUCCGCGCCAAGCUACUAAAUUUCCAAAUUAAACGCGAUAAAAUAUGCAAACAAUGCACGAAGCGCCGGCGCGUGCACCCGUCCAAGAAUAUGUUCAGCAAAGACUUCGGCUUCAAACGCGACGAAGUCAAUACGGAAAACUGCGUUGCGGGAGUUGAAGAAUUCUGCACAUGCCCGCCCGAUAAGUGCUCAAAUAAAAUCGCCUUCAUCGAACCAGCCACACACUUCGAUUCGAUGAGCUCUGCCGAGGCCGAAGACGAGGGCAGUGGUGGCGAGGAUCACCUCAGCCUGAAGGAGCAUUGCUACAGCGUUCCCAGCUUGGCGAUGAGUAUGUCACUGUCCACAAAUCGACCACUCUACGAAGAAGAAUGGUUCCAUGGCGUAUUGCCGCGCGAAGAAGUCGUGCGUUUGCUCAACAACGACGGUGAUUUUCUGGUACGUGAGACCAUACGCAACGAGGAGAGUCAAAUUGUGUUAAGUGUUUGUUGGAAUGGACACAAGCAUUUCAUUGUGCAAACCACUGUCGAUGGACAUUUCCGUUUCGAAGGUCCGCCAUUCCCCAGCAUUCAGGAGCUCAUUAUGCAUCAAUAUCAGUCGGAGCUGCCGGUCACUGUGAAAUCGGGUGCCAUCUUGCGACGUGCCAUUUGCCGCGAACGCUGGGAGUUGAGCAAUGAUGACGUCGUGUUGCUCGAGAAGAUCGGACGUGGUAACUUCGGAGAUGUCUAUAAAGCGAAGUUGAAGUCCACAAAACAGGAUGUCGCUGUGAAAACUUGCCGCAUGACGCUGCCCGAUGAACAGAAACGCAAAUUCUUGCAAGAGGGGCGCAUUCUCAAGCAGUACGACCAUCCGAAUAUUGUGAAAUUAAUUGGUAUUUGUGUGCAAAAGCAACCAAUUAUGAUCGUUAUGGAACUCGUGCCAGGUGGCUCUUUACUAAAUUAUUUGCGAAAGAACUCAAAUUCAUUGACGACUCGUCAACAAAUGGGCAUGUGUCGAGAUGCGGCGGCGGGUAUGCGCUAUUUGGAAUCUAAAAACUGCAUACAUCGUGAUCUCGCAGCUCGUAAUUGUUUGGUUGAUUUUGAAAACUCAGUGAAAAUCUCCGAUUUCGGAAUGUCACGUGAAGAAGAAGAGUAUAUAGUUUCCGAUGGCAUGAAACAAAUUCCUGUUAAAUGGACAGCGCCGGAAGCAUUAAAUUUCGGCAAAUAUACCUCAUUGUGUGAUGUUUGGUCCUACGGUAUUUUAAUGUGGGAAAUUUUCUCCAAAGGCGAUACACCCUACUCAGGCAUGAGUAAUUCACGUGCUCGAGAGAGAAUCGAUGCAGGCUACCGUAUGCCAACACCUGAAAACACACCACCCGAAAUGUAUCGGCUCAUGUUAAAGUGCUGGUGCGCUGAAGCUGAAGCACGACCACAUUUCGACGAGAUAUACAACGUUGUCGAUGCACUGAUAAUACGAUUAGAUAAUAGUCAUUAGGAAGCAAAUAUAAAUUGAAUGCAAUAAAAAA